AUGACGUUCUCACCUGUUCGUAUCACGAACGUCCCUUCUAUUAAAAAUGCACCGCUCCUUGGUCUAGCAGAAGGUAACGGUUACUUCUCAAAUGCUCAACUCGCUGGUCUCGUCCUUGUCAUACCAUGGGUCAUCAAACGCAUCCUUCCCUUUGUAAACCGUGGUGGUCUCAAGACAUACCUCUUCAUACUCGUUAUCACAGGUAUCCCAAUCACCGUCGCUUAUUGGACUGUAGCGAGCACCUACGGUCGUCGCAAAAACGUCAAAGUCCUCAUGCCUGGUAAAGACCUCGAAGACUACAUCACUAUCAACGACCCGGAACUCAAGGAAAAAUACCACGGCAACUCCAAAAUUCCAAUGCAGGUAUUCCAUGACGCGUACUUUGAGGGCAAGAUCGAUUUCAAUGGCGACGUGUUGGACAUCUUGGAAGACCGUCACGAUUGGGCAAAAAUGGUCAUGACGCCUGAACUUUUCAAAUAUGUCUUCAUGAAUCUCCUUCCAGAGGUCAUCGUCCACUCCCAGUCUCAAGACGAAGAACAGGUUCGCGACCACUACGACAGAGGCGACGACUUUUACUCAUGGUUCCUCGGUCCACGCAUGAUCUAUACCUCCGGCGUCAUCACAGACGCCAACAAAGAUGCCUCCCUCGAAGAACUCCAAGACAACAAACUCCGCCUCGUCUGUUCUAAACUGAACCUGAAACCUGAAGACCGUCUCCUCGACGUUGGCUGCGGCUGGGGUACCCUCGCAGCUUAUGCGGCAAAAAACUACAAAUGUGACGUCACAGGCAUCACCCUUGGCAAAAACCAGACCAAGUUCGGUAAUGAGCGCAUCAAAACUAACGGUGUUACCCCCGACAAGGCUCGUAUCCUAUGCAUGGACUAUAGGGAUAUUCCAGGUGGCCCUGGGCACUUUACGAAGAUCGUCUCUCUUGAGAUGGCGGAGCACGUCGGAAUCAGGCGCUAUGGUUCAUUUAUGCGUCAAAUGUACGACCUCCUCGAGGACGAUGGUAUCUUCGUUCUCCAAGUUGCCGGUAUCCGUCCUUCGUGGCAAUACGAGGACCUCAUAUGGGGUCUUUUCAUGAAUAAAUACAUCUUCCCUGGCGCUGAUGCUUCUUGCUCUCUCGGCUGGGUCGUCAAUCAAGUUGAAGCCGCCGGAUUUGAAGUGAAGAAUAUCGAUGUCUUGGGCGUACAUUAUAGCGCUACUAUCUGGAGGUGGUAUUUGAACUGGGUUAACAACCGCAAGCAGGUCGUAGACAAAUACGGCGAACGCUGGUACCGAAUCUGGGUCUUCUUCCUUGCCUACAGCACCAUUAUCUCCCGCCAAGGUAGCGCCAGCGUCUUCCAACUCACCUUACACAAGAACCUCAAUGCCUACCACCGGGUUCUGGGCGUUGAGAAUCACUGGAGUUUGCAGGUGCGCGAUGGGAAGGAUGCUGAGAUUAGGUAA
This is a messenger RNA of Suillus bovinus, 1449 nucleotides long. RefSeq names its product sphingolipid C9-methyltransferase. Gene Ontology annotation, biological process: cellular response to biotic stimulus. The record is from RefSeq and is a predicted model, not a curated record. The transcript is spliced from 7 exons. Lineage: Eukaryota; Fungi; Basidiomycota; Agaricomycetes; Boletales; Suillaceae. Bases 1 to 1449 code for a protein of 482 amino acids.